AUGGAACUUUUUUAUGUCCUGUUAGUGGUACUGCUGGUGGUUUUUACUGCCUCAUUCACAUUAGCAAUUAUAAGAACGCUUCAGGUGGACUUUCCCAAUGUCCACAUCCCUCCUGGAGUGGAUCAACCUGGAAAGCUUCGUGUUGUCCAUGCACAUAUGGUUUUUACAUCUGCUGUGGGCAAGAUCUUGGAGAAGAUGGGAGUGUGCACAGAGAUCACCUUCACCCGCUACAUGCGCUCAGGGAAGAAGCGGGGCCCGGAGCCGCAGCUGUGCCUGCAGGACAUGCGCUUCGACGGAGUGCCGGUGCGGCUCUACCUGCCCCGUGUGCCAUCUGCUGCCCUGAGGCCUGCCACCAUCUUCUUCCACGGCGGCGGUUGGAUUUACUGCAGCAUCGAUUCCCAUGACAACAUCUGCCGUUACAUCGCCAGAGAGAGUGGCUCCGUGGUUGUGUCUGUUGGGUAUCGUUUAGCUCCUGAGCACAAAUACCCUGCUGCGUAUGAAGACUGCCUUCAUGCUUCCAUACACUUCAUGAGGAAUGCAGAGCACUAUGGGGUGGAUCCUGCCCAGAUCAGUGUCUGUGGGGACAGUGCUGGGGGCAAUCUAGCUGCUGCUGUUAGCCAGACCCUGGCAGGCAGAGCAGACCUCCCCAGGCUGCGUGCUCAGAUCCUGAUCUACCCAGGCCUUCAGGCAGUGGACAUGGAUUUACCGUCCUACCAGCAAAAUCGGGGAGUCCCUCUCUUACUCCGAGAACGCGCUGCUUUCUUUGCUUUGCUGUACCUACAUGGGGAUGCAUCACACAAGCAAGAUGUCCUGAAGGGCUCUCAUGUUCCUCCGGAAAUGAGACAGAAGUACAAAAAGUGGGUGAGCCCAAACAACAUCCCUGAGAGGUUUAAGGCAAGAGGAUACAACCCACAGAAAACUCAUGACAUCACAGCUGAAAUUUUUAAGAAAUUUGAAAGAAUUUGUGAGCCCAACCUGUGCCCCCUGCUAGCUGAAGAUGCUGUAAUUCAGCAGCUGCCCCAGACCUUCAUCUUAACUUGUGAGUAUGAUGUACUAAGAGAUGAUGGCUUGCUGUACAAGAAGAGGCUGGAGGACAACGGAGUCCCAGUGACCUGGUGCCACCUCGAGGAUGGGUUCCAUGCAAUAAUAAGCCUGUAUGAGUAUGGUGGGUUGUCGUUCCCAUCUGGGAAAAGGGGAUUGGACAGAGUUGUUCAAUUCAUAAAAGGCCUUUAG
Messenger RNA from Centrocercus urophasianus (Greater sage-grouse), 1233 nucleotides. RefSeq names its product arylacetamide deacetylase-like 4. The transcript is spliced from 4 exons. The record is from RefSeq and is a predicted model, not a curated record. Gene Ontology annotation, cellular component: membrane. Lineage: Eukaryota; Metazoa; Chordata; Aves; Galliformes; Phasianidae. The coding region runs from base 1 to 1233 and encodes 410 amino acids. Gene Ontology annotation, molecular function: carboxylic ester hydrolase activity.